Vicia villosa (hairy vetch) is the source of this 696-nucleotide messenger RNA. RefSeq lists its product as uncharacterized. Lineage: Eukaryota; Viridiplantae; Streptophyta; Magnoliopsida; Fabales; Fabaceae. The record is from RefSeq and is a predicted model, not a curated record. The transcript has 3 exons. The coding region runs from base 16 to 696 and encodes 226 amino acids.
UUUGAUACAGGUUAAAUGGCUCCGGAUAGAGAUGCUCCACCUGAAAACUCACAAGAAAACUCACAAGAAAGAGAUGCUCAAGAAAGAGAUGCCACAGAUACAAAUGCUCCACCUGAUACUGAAGCAAAAGAAGUUGCACGAGGCAUCACUAUUAUGAAGGGAAUCGUUCGACAUAGAGACCAAGGAUUAGUAUACCGUUUGGAUUGGAAUUCUGAUAAACAAGCAAUUGGUCCUAAUUCUGCAAAGUUGACCAGCUAUAUUGGUACACUUGUUCGUAUGCAUAUUCCGGUCUCCACAGCUAAAUGGAAUCUGAAAAGCGAAGAGUUGGAUGCGAAAAAAAAAGCGAUUUGGGACGAGCUUCAGAGGACUUUUGAGAUACCAGAUGAUCGUAAACGCUACAUACUUAGUUUGGCCGGCAAAAGAUAUAGAGGGUGGAAAGCCUUUUUGACAAACACCUAUCUUAAGGAUAAAGAUGGAAACUUUCUUGAAGAGGCACCGGGACGGCCAAAAAAGUAUGAGAUCUUCAUUGGUGAAAAAGAUUGGGCUGAGUUUGUAAAUCAAAGAGAUGAAGAUUUUCGGAAAAGGAGUGCCACGAAUAGUGAGGUGAUGUUUUUUAUGCAUCACAAUAUGCAUUCUUUGGGAAAGAUGUUGUCCAGUGAGAUCAAGGAUAAGAAGGUAUUUACUCAUAAUUGUUGA